Messenger RNA from Colias croceus (clouded yellow), 1696 nucleotides. RefSeq names its product MOB kinase activator-like 2 (gene Mob2). The record is from RefSeq and is a predicted model, not a curated record. NCBI's taxonomy places the organism in Eukaryota, Metazoa, Arthropoda, Insecta, Lepidoptera, Pieridae. The coding region runs from base 494 to 1360 and encodes 288 amino acids. Gene Ontology annotation, cellular component: cytoplasm; nucleus. The transcript has 5 exons. Gene Ontology annotation, molecular function: protein kinase activator activity. Gene Ontology annotation, biological process: signal transduction; positive regulation of protein phosphorylation.
ACUCGCGCUCAGUCGCCGGCGCAAUGUGUCACGCGGUGGUGCUCGGCGUGCUGUUCUCGCUGCCCUCCUAUCUAUACUCGGCCGUACCUUUCAGGUGAGACGCGGCCCGAGGUUAUCGAGUGCUUUUUAAGUGUUUAUUGCCGUAAUGUGUGGUUUUCUGUUCUACCUUUAGUUUUAUAGUCACAUUUUGAGGUCGUGUCUUUUUCGUUAUUAACGGUUGUUUUCGUCUCUUCUCCGUACAAUUGAAAAGUCCGCUUAGGACGAAAAUUAAAUUUUAAUGGUGGUAAUGUGAUUUGUUGUUGUUUGCAUUUUUUUUUAAUUUUCUGCUAAUAUAAUGAUGUGGAAGUGUGACCGUCGGCCAGUUUACAAAUUUACGCGCAUUAUUAGACACUAUCGAAGACUAGAAGUGUGUGACGUCGUUACCGAGAGCUUGACCUUUGGUGACGUUAAAGGCGAGAGAUUAGUUCCUUCUUCGUGACGAAGGCCGCGACUCAUGCGCAGCGCCGAAUCAGUUCCAGCAAUGGAUAGCUACUUGAAGAUACUAUUUACCUGGCUUUCGACACUACUGAAUAAACUCUAUAUAACGAAGGCCCGCCGCAAGGAGCGCGAGGGCGAGGGCGGCGGCGACCCCAAGCUGUACCUGCAGGAGGCGCUGCUGGAGCGCAAGCUGCCCGAGCUCGACAUGCGCCAGUUGGUGGAGCUGCCGCACGGCCUCGACUACAACGAGUGGCUCGCCUCGCACACGCUGGCGCUGUUCGAGCACGUGAACCUGCUGUACGGCACCGUGUCGGAGUUCUGCACGGCCGCCAGCUGCGGCGACAUGGCGGGCCCAGGCGGCCGAUCGUACGCGUGGUACGACGAGCGUGGCAAGAAGUCGCGCGUCGCGGCGCCGCAGUACGUCGACUAUGUCAUGACCUACACGCAGAAGACCAUCAACGACGAGACUAUCUUUCCUACUAAGUACGCGAACGAGUUCCCGGCGCAGUUCGAGGCGGUGGUGCGGCGCGUGGUGCGGCUGCUGUUCCACGUGGUGGCGCACCUGUACGCGGCGCACUUCCGCGAGCUGGCGCUGCUGCGGCUGCACGCGCACCUGCACCUCACCUUCGCGCACCUAACCGCGCUCGACCGCCGCUUCGCGCUGCUCGACGCCAAGGAGACCGAGGUUCUCCGCGACCUGGAGGUGGCGUUGCGGCUGACGGAGCCGACGGGCGCGGGGAGCGCGGGGGGUGCGGGGAGCGCGGGGGGUGCGGGGGUGGCGGGUGCGGGUGCGGGGGGCGCGGGGGCGGCGGGCGACAGCGGCGAGGAGGCGUCCCCGCGGCGGCGCUCGCCCGUGGUGACGCAGCCGCUGGCGUCCGCGUGACCGACGCGCGAGCCGCCCGAGCCGCCCGCCCGCUAGCGCCGCCCGCGCCCGCCGCCGCCCCGCUCCCGGCCGCCCCCGGCCCGCCGCCGGCCCGCCGCAGACCCGCCGCCGGCCCGCCGUCGGGGCGCUUCACGAUCGCGAGAUGCCUUCCGUGACUCGACCGAGUAGUUGACGCGUGUACGUUCCGUAACUUGAAGAAUUGUUACUCUAUUGUAAAUAUUUCAAUCUGUUAAGUAGUUUUAGGUGAUUAUUAGUUUAUAAAUUUGUGAUUGCUUUGGUUGUAAAUAAAAGUGAUAUUUGUUUAACUAAUAAACUGAAAGCUUUAUCGAAGUUUUA